Messenger RNA from Eimeria necatrix, 6800 nucleotides. RefSeq lists its product as hypothetical. The record is from RefSeq and is a predicted model, not a curated record. The annotation marks the transcript as partial. The transcript has 25 exons. Gene Ontology annotation, molecular function: dynein light intermediate chain binding; dynein intermediate chain binding; minus-end-directed microtubule motor activity. Gene Ontology annotation, biological process: microtubule-based movement. NCBI's taxonomy places the organism in Eukaryota, Apicomplexa, Conoidasida, Eucoccidiorida, Eimeriidae. Gene Ontology annotation, cellular component: dynein complex.
AGUUGUACAAGCAAGUGAAGGAGACGCUGCUGCCAACUCCUUCUCGCCCUUUUUACAUUUUUAACUUCAGAGAUCUCAAAAGUUUAUUUCAGGGUUUAGUGGCAGCAGACGCAGACGCCAUUGCCCCCAGAAAUGCCCUUGUCCGGUUGUGGCUGCACGAGUGCACGCGGACUUUCGGCGACCGGCUGAUGUGCGGAGAAGACCGAGAGUGGUUGGAGAGGGAAAUGAAGGACUUGGCAUCUCGGAAGUUGUUUUAUUCUGCUGCUGCAGCAGCAGCAGCAGCAGCAGCAGCAGCAGCAAGGCAGCAGGGAGCAGCAGCUGCUGCGCCCCACAACUUGUGGGGCGACUGGUUCACCCCGGGGCAAAGCAGAUACACCGAAGCCCCAGCUUGGCAGCAGCUGCAGAAGGUGCUGCAGUUGUACCGGGAAGAAGCAGCAGCAGCAGCAGCAGCAGCAGCAGCAGGAGCAGCAGCAGGCCCCGCAGCAGCAGCAGCAGCAGCAGCAGCGCCCCUCGCCUCCCUCGUCUUCUUCCCCGACGCCGUCUCGCGAAUUGCUGCAGUGUCUAGACACCUCAAGCAGCAAACUCGCCAUUUGCUGCUGCUCGGAGUUGCUGCAACAGGCCGCAGCAGCAGCGCCAAACUUGCUGCUGCCAUUAGGGGUUUGCUGCUGAAGGAAUUCGUGUGUCACGCGAUCGAAGACAAAGACACUUCAGAGGCGCCCUGGGGCAGCCCGCAGCAGCAGCCUAGCAGCAGCAGCAGCAGCAGCAGCAGCAGCAGCAGCAGCAGCGGCGGCGGCGGCGGCGACCACGCCGUGGCUGGGGCUGCGAACCCCUCCCAAGCCAGCAGCAGCAGCAGCAGCAGCAGCAGCAGCAGCAGCAGCAGCAGCAGCAGCAGCGCGCUGGGCAAAUUCCGAGAAGACCUGAAAGCAGCAAUGCUAGGCGCAGGACUAGCAGCAGGAAAAGACACUUUGCUGCUGCUGAAUGAAAGUCAAAUUUUGGAUGAAAGAAUUCUGGGAGACGCAGACGCAGUGGCAAACACUGGAGAGGUGCUCCCGAGGGUAGAAGGGCUGCUAGACCCAGAGGCAGUGGAGACGAUUGUAGGGGACCUCUCUGCCUCCCCCGCGCCCCGCGACAGCAGCAGCAGCAGCAGCAGCAGCAGCAGCAGCAGCAGCAGCAGCAGCAGCAGCAGCAGCAGCGAGAGCGCGCUGCGCGUGUUCAGAGAAAACGUGCUGAAGAGGCUGAGGGUUUGCAUUUGCCUUUCUCCUGUUGGGGGGGCCUUGAGAAGAAGACUUCGUUUAUUUCCGGGAUUAACAAAAGCAUUUGCUGCUGUUUUUUUCGAAGUGUGGGGCCCCACACCUCUUGCUGCUGUUGCUGCUCACCUGUUUGCUGCAGCAGACCUGCCCCAGCUGCAGCUGCCGCAGCAGCAGCAGGAGCAGCAGCAGCAGCAGCACGGGGAGGCCGAGGAGCUCAGCGCGGAGGCGCAGCAGCAGCGGCUGCAGCAGCAGCAGCAGCAGCAGCUGCUGCAGCAGCAGCAGCAGCAGCAGCACAAAAGCAAACUCUCGCAGCUCUGCGUGAACAUACACCUCAGCGCAGAAGCAGAAGCUGCUGCCUUUUUAGAAAGAGAAGGAAAAAGGCUGCUGGCUGAGCGCCGCGAAGCCCUCAGCCGGCGGCUGCAGCUGUUCAGCGCAGGGGUGCAGCACAUAGCAGCAGCAGCAGCACAAGUGAAGCUGCUGCAGCAGGAGCUGCAGCAGCUGGGGCCCUUUUUGAGGGAAAAACACCUCAAGGCCGAGGCCCUGCUGAAGCAAGUGGAGGCGGACAAAGCAGUUGUGGACUUGGAAAAGAAAAAAGUUCAAGAAGAAGAAGCAAUUGUCAGCAGCCACAGAGCAGCAGCGCAGCAGCUGCAGCACGAGGCGCAGCAGGAGUUUGAAGAAGCUCUUCCGGCUUUAGAAGCAGCGCUCUCUUCUUUGGAUUCUCUGGACAAAAGGGACAUAACGGAAAUCAAAUCCUUCACAAAACCCCCCCCUUUGGUCUUAUUGACCCUGGAAGCCAUUUGUGUUCUUCUCGCGGAAAAGACAGACUGGGAACAUGCACGCAAAGUCCUCUCCGACACUGGGUUUUUGAAUCGUCUCACCACUUUCGACAAAGAGCAUAUCCCGGCCACUACUUUGAAGAAGCUCGAAAAGAUCCUGCAGCGGCCUGACUUCACGCCGGAAGUGGUGGGCAAACAGUCCGUUGCAGCCAUGUCGCUUUGCAUGUGGAUUUUGGCCAUCAACAAAUAUGCAAAAGUGUCUAAAGAAGUGGAGCCUAAGAGAAAAAAACUGGCGGAGGCGGACGAGGCGCUGCGGGCGGCGCAGUCGCGCUGUCAACUCGUGGAAGGAAAAGUAAAUAAAAUGAAAAAAGAAUUAAAAGAACAAAUAAAAGAAAAAGAAAAACUUGAAGAAGAAACAAAACUCUGCCAAAUCCGACUCGAACGCGCCAGCUUCCUCACCCAGGGACUCGCCAAAGAAGCCAUCCGCUGGAAAGAUAGCUUGGCAGCAGCAGCGCAGCACCUGGCGUCUGUGGAAGGAGACAGUCUCCUUGCUGCAGCAAGUUUGAUUUAUUUGGGGCCUUUGGCGGAGUCUUACAGAGAGCGGCUGCUGCUGCAGUGGCAGCAGCAGCUGCAGCAGCAGCAGCUGCUGCACAGCAGCGACUUCGACAUCCGCCAAAUCCUCUCAAAUCCCGUCGAAAUCAACGAGUGGCGCAUGCAGCAGCAACAGCAGCGGCAGCAGCAGCAGCAGCAGCAGCACUUCCCCCACCACCAGCCUGCCCACACUAGCACCCUCAUCACCCCCAACACAAACACCAGCAGCAGCAGCAACAGCACCAGCAACAGCAGCAGCAGCAGCAGCAGCAGCACCUGCACCCACAGCAGCAGCAGCACCUGCACCCACAGCAGCAGCAGCACCCGCAGCAGCAGCAGCAGUAACACCGCCAGCAGCAACAGCAACACGAGCAGCACCCGCAGUAGCAGCAGCAGCAGCAGCAGCAGUAACGCCACCAGCAGCAACAGCAACACGAGCAGCACCCGCUGCAGCAGCAGCAGCAGCAGCAGUAACACCACCAGCAGCAACAGCAACACGAGCAGCACCCGCAGCAGCAGCAGCAGCAGCAGUAACGCCACCAGCAGCAACAGCAACACGAGCAGCACCCGCUGCAGCAGCAGCAGCAGCAGUAACACCACCAGCAGCAACAGCAACACGAGCAACACCCGCUGCAGCAGCAGCAGCAGCAGUAACACCACCAGCAGCAACAGCAACACGAGCAGCACCCGCUGCAGCAGCAGCAGCAGCAGUAACACCACCAGCAGCAACAGCAACACGAGCAGCACCCGCACCCGCAGCAGCAGCAGCAGCAGCAGCAACACCACCAGCAGCAACAGCAACACGAGCAGCACCCGCAGCAGCAGCAGCAGCAGCAGCAACACCACCAGCAGCACCCGCAGCACCCGCAGCAGCAGCAGCAGCAGCAGCAGCAGCAGCAGGAGUGCGGCGUGCGUGCAGGGCCUGCCGGGGGACUCUUGCUCGACUUUUGGUGGGGUUGUUGUGAUUGGCAGCAUUUCGUUUGGGCGAACUCCGCUGGCUGUCGAUCCGCAGCAGCAGGCAAAACGGUGGUUUAGAGAAAAGGGAAAACACGAGGGUUUGCGAGCAGCAAAACUCCAAACCCCCAAACUCCAAAACCUCCUCGCGGCUUGCGCCAGGCUCGGACAGCCCAUGCUCAUAGAAGAUAUAGAGGAGGAAAUCCCCGCGUUGUUUGCGCCGCUGCUGGCGCUGCCGCUGAAGAAAAAAGGGGGUUUAGGAGUCGCUGAAAAAGUGUCGCUAGUGAGUUUCGCAGUGACUCGAGAAGGCCUCGAAGAACAACUUUUGAUGAAAAUUCUUUUUUUAGAAAACCCUCAAGUGGAGAGACAAAGCACUCAACUCCAAGUCCAAAACGCAGCAGACCUGCGCCAGCUCCAGGAACUCGAGGAGACGAUGCUGCGGCUGCUGUCGAGUUCGACGAGCAACAUUCUGGACGACUCUGCGUUGACGGAAACCCUAAAAGAGGCCUCAGCAACAGCAGCAGCAGUUGCUGCUCGAGUCACGGAAGCAGCACUUGUGCUGCAGCAACUCAGCAGCAGCAACUUAAUCUUCAAACCCUUGGCCUUCAGAGGGUCUUUUAUGUUUUUCGUUGUCAAGGAGCUCGAGAGUCUGAGCUGUAUGUACACCUCAAGCCUCGAGCUCUUCCUCGACGCCUUCACUCAAGCCAUCAAAAGCGUCCCCAAAACCCCCCAGCAGCAGCAGCAGCAGCAGCAGCAGCAGCAGCAGCAGCAGCAGCAGCAGCAGCAGCAGCAGCAGCGGCAGUUGGGGGAAGCUGCGGCGGCGGCGGCAGCUGCGGCGCCUGCGCCGGCGGCAGCAGCAGGGGCGGCGGAAGCAGCAGCAGCAGAAGCAGCAGCAGCAGCAGGGACAACAGAAGCAGCAGCGGAAGCAGCAGAAGCAGCAGCAGCAGCAGCAGCAGCAGCAGAAUCGAAAGACAGAAUCCAAACCCUAAUUCAGGAAACAACGCAUGCAGUCUACACCCAAACCCUAAUGGGGCUUUUCGAAAAACACAAACUGCCUUUUGCAUUUGCUGUUGCUGCUGAAAUCAUCAAAAGGGAACUGCACCCAGAGACUGCAGAGGCGGCAGCUCUCCUGGUCGGCGGCUGCGGGUUAAACGCUGAGGCGGGUCGCGGCGAGGGUUUGGGCGAGGGUUUGGGCGAGGGUUUAGGCGAGGGUUUAGGCGAGGGUUUAGGCGAGGGUUUGGGCGAGGGUUUGGGCGAGGGUUUGGGCGAGGGUUUGGGGCCAAACCCUCUGCCGGAGCUGCUGCAGCAGCAGCAGUGGAAGCAGCUGCUGCUGCUGUCGAGGGUUUUGCCUUCUUUAAAAGAACUGCCAAUUCAUCUCGUGGCCAACAGAGACAAAUGGAUUUCUUACUUCAGCAGCGCAAACCCUCAAACCCUAAACCCUCCUCUCUGGCAGCAGCAAAACCCCCAAACCCUCAGGGUUUUCGAAACCAUGAUGCUCCUCAACAUCGUUCGAAAGGAUGCCGUUGCUGCUUUUGCGCUGGAAGUAGUGUCUAGGGUUUUGGGCCCUUCCUUCUGCAACUUGCUGCCUCCUUCGCUGGAAGAGGCGCUCUGCUGCUGCAGCAGCAGCAAACCGCUGCUGCUGCUGCUGUCUCCUGGCGCAGACCCUGCUGCUGCUCUUGCUGCACUUGCGGAGCAGCAAAACCCUAAACCCCAAUUUGAGUGCAUUUCCCUGGGCCGGGGCCAAGCCCCCAAGGCCUCCAGGGUGCUGGCUACGGCCCUCCGGGAAGGGGGCUGGGCGUUGCUGCAGAACUGCCACUUGGCGAAAAGCUGGAUGGCGGAGCUGCAGCAGACAGUCGAGGGUUUAGGGGCUUGCCUCCAGGAGGCCCUAGGAGCGAUAAAGAGCAGCAAAAAAGAAUCAGCAGCAGCAGCAGCAGCAGCAGCAGCAGCAGCAGCAGAAGCAGCAGCAGAAGCAGACAAAGGAGAGUCUCAGUGGAAAUCUUUGAAAGUUUCUCUUCUCGUUUUUCACGCAGUGGUGCAGGAAAGAGCCUCUUACGGACCCCUGGGAUGGAAUGGCAGUUACUGCUUUUCGGUCUCGGACUUGAAGGCUUCUUUGGAGCUGCUGCGAGAUGCAGCAGCAGCAGCAGCAGCAGCAGCAGAGCAGCUCGUGCUGCAGCGCGCGCAGCAGCUGCAGCAGCAGCUCCUCGGCUGCCUCUCGCUGGUGCGGGGCCCCCAAACCCUAGACCUGCAAAGUGCUGUUGUUGCUGCUAAGGAAGCAGCAGAAGAUGCAGCAGCAGCAAGAGCAGCAGCAAGAGCAGCAGCAGCAGAAGCAGACGCAGCAGCAGCGCCACCGUCGCCAAUUGCUGCAGCAGAUGCAGCAAAAAGUGACUCUCGGGGAAAAGACCGAUUCAAACAAAUCCAAGACUCGCUAAGCGUGUUUUUCGCGCAAGAGCGCUCGCGGUACUGCAGCCUUUUGGAACUUAUAAAUGAGGGUUUGCUGCAGCUGCUGCUGUCGCUCAAGGGGGGCCCCACAGGGGGCCCCCCGGGGGGCCCCCCGGGGGGCCCCCCAGGGGGGGCCCCAGGGGGGGCCCCAGGGGGGGCCCCCGGGGGGCCCCCCGGGGGCCCCCGCUGCUACUGUUUGCCGCUGCUGUUUUACCCUUCUGGAUUUGCUGCUGCGCUGCUGCAGCAAGCAGCAAGGCAGCAGCAAGUGGCAGCUGAGCUGCUGCAGCUGGAGUUUGAGUUUAUGGGAGUUGUGGAGCCUCAACUUCUGCCGCUGCCGCAGCGGCAGCCGAAGUUUGGGGUGUACAUACACGGCCUGUCUCUGGAGGGUGGGAGUUGGGAUUUGCUGCAGCAGCAGCUCAGCAGCAAAACUAAUUCUUUGAUUUGUGAGCCAUUUCCAGUAAUGUUUGUGAGUCCUAGAGUCUCUGCUGCAGCAGCAGCAGCAGCAGCAGCAGCAGCAGCAGCAGACGCGGCAGCAGCAGCAAACGCGGCCGCAGCAGCAGACGAAGACGCUGCAGCAGCCGAGGAUGCUGCUGCAGCAGACACAGAAGCAGCAGCAGCAGCAGCAGCAAACGAGGCAGCAGCAGAUAAUGUCUACAGCUGCCCAGUAUAUGCAACUGCAGCAAGAGGAGGCCCAGAAAACUGCGUCUUAUCGGUGCCGCUGCCAACAGCAGUACCUUCAUCUACUUGCAUCCUCAGAGGCACGGCGCUGCUGCUGGAGCCUAGAGAAUGA